Molecule: messenger RNA, 3317 nt
Organism: Sander lucioperca (pikeperch)
Lineage: Eukaryota; Metazoa; Chordata; Actinopteri; Perciformes; Percidae
Gene: camk1db
Product: calcium/calmodulin-dependent protein kinase 1Db
Exons: 11
Coding region: 867-2105 (412 amino acids)
Biological process (GO): peptidyl-serine phosphorylation
Cellular component (GO): cytoplasm; intracellular anatomical structure
Molecular function (GO): calcium/calmodulin-dependent protein kinase activity; calmodulin binding; ATP binding
Source: RefSeq, a predicted model, not a curated record
CCUGGACAAUCAUCAGGGAAUUCUCCCAGUGCUCCCUGUAGCCAGUCCAGACUUGAGACCCAGUGGACAUACAUGCACAUUUUAUACGGACAUCUACAAGGCUUCAAAAACGCAAAAACAUGUAGGAAAGUAUAAGGGGGCCAAGGGUCACCUGCUGUACAUGGGCCCCCAUUACACCUGGCUACGCCCCUGCCUUUAAAUCCCAACUCGUGUUAAAAUGAAAGCAUCCAUAUGUGCAACAACCAGACACAAACACGAGACAUGGUUUAAAUGUGUUCUCAGUAGAAACACUGGCGCUGAUCAGUCAAGCAGAGUUUCCACCGGGCCGUUGAUUUGGUGCAAUGCGAACACUUAAAUCGUUCAUUGUGCACGCUGUCAGAUAGACAGGCGGGAGCAGCAACCUCCCACUCCUCCUAUUGAUAUAACAACCACAGGGCGGUCGGUGGGACUCGUUAGCACACAGCAGCUCGGAUGCGACUUCGAAGUGUCAUCCUCCUGCAAGUAGUCCGACCUCAGCUCACUGCAUCGCCGCUUUGACACUGACUGAAUCCCGCCCGGGGAGGAGGGGGAGAGCCUGUGUUACCCCGUCACAGUGAUCUGAACAGUGGGGAAGCUCAGACUCGGAAUCCGCUACGUCAAACAGAUUAGUCAAAUAACCUCUCGGGGUAGGACAUACCUCCAAUCUUUGGGCUUGCCGUGCUGCAUCCAUGGGCUGAGGAAGCAACAUAGUGUGACAAAUAGCCAGGAAACCUUUGGCGAAAUACAGAAGUGCACUACUUUUCUUUUUCUUUUUUGUGUGUCUGAGUGAGACGAGUGUGGUGAUCCUCCAGCAGCGUCUCUUCUUCUCUCCCCACCCCUGGUGCGAAAUGGCGAAAGAAAACGGCGAGUCCAGCGAUGGAUCUUGGAAAAAGCAUGUCGAUGAUAUCAAGAAGAUAUUUGACUUCAAGGAAGUCCUUGGGACCGGUGCGUUUUCUGAAGUGGUGAUGGCUCGGGAGAAGGCCACAGGAAAGAUGGUUGCAAUCAAGUGCAUCCCGAAAAAAGCGCUGAAGGGAAAGGAGACGAGCAUCGAAAAUGAAAUCGCUGUGCUUAGGAAGAUAAAGCAUGAGAAUAUCGUGGCUCUGGAGGACAUCUACGAGAGCUCAAACCACCUGUACCUCAUAAUGCAGCUGGUGUCUGGAGGUGAGCUGUUUGACCGCAUCGUAGAGAAAGGUUUCUACACAGAGAUGGAUGCCAGUCGGCUCAUUCGACAGGUUUUGGAUGCAGUCAACUAUCUGCACUCUAUGGGCAUAGUGCACAGAGACCUAAAGCCUGAGAACCUGCUGUACUUCAGUCCCCAUGAUGAAUCAAAGAUCAUGAUCAGUGACUUUGGCUUGUCAAAGAUGGAGGGAACAGGUGACGUGAUGGCCACCGCCUGUGGGACUCCAGGAUACGUGGCUCCUGAGGUUUUAGCUCAGAAGCCCUACAGUAAAGCUGUGGACUGCUGGUCUAUUGGGGUCAUCGCUUAUAUUCUGCUGUGUGGUUACCCUCCUUUCUAUGAUGAGAAUGAUUCAAAGCUCUUUGAGCAGAUUCUCAAGGCAGACUAUGAGUUUGACGCACCAUAUUGGGAUGACAUAUCAGACUCCGCCAAAGACUUCAUCAGCUGCCUAAUGGAAAAGGACCCAGAAAAGAGAUUCAUAUGUGACCAGGCUCUUCAGCACCCUUGGAUUGCUGGAGACACUGCUCUCUGCAAGAACAUACAUGAAUCAGUCAGUCGACAGAUGCGGAAAAACUUUGCCAAAAGCAAAUGGAGGCAAGCUUUUAAUGCGACGGCUGUGAUCCGCCACAUGAGGCGCCUGCAGCUGGGCACCAGCUUUGGCAGCAGCAUUCACAACGCCAACUCCAUUUCCAACCCUCAGAGUCGUGCUCCAGCCAAGAGCCAGUCUGUGGACUGUGCCCCGCUCUCCCUGGAGGACUGUCCUCCAAUAGAACCUUUGCCCUCUGCUGUUAAAGUGCACAAUCAGGACUCUGAUGCCUCUUCUCCUGUACGAGAGGAACCAUCUGUGGUGGCCGAGCCACCGCGGCCACGACCCUCCACUGUUACAGUCAUCCACACUGGGACUAAAUGACGCCAGGUUCCGCGGGAGGUGAGCUGGGAGACCACAGAGCUUUGAGACGGGAUACAACCAUCCCAGGCCUCAACAUCGUCGCCCAGUUCGCCCAUCCUGCAACCUUCCAUCUGUUUCUGCCAACCACGGGAGGAAUUUGAGGAGCUUCGGCUCAGCUCCAUUUACCAUGGCUCAGUACAGCACCCCCGUUGCUUCCCUUCCCACUGUCAUACAGACCUGGAAGUACAGAGGGGAAGAUGCUCACCAGAAGUUAUUGUGGAAGCCAUGUUCAGCCUGGAUCAUGGUUGUCUGGCAGAUAAACAAGCAGCUGGGAAGUGCCACACUAAAGGGAACUCUUUAUUGAAGCUGCUAUCAGUUUUGACUGUGAGCGUCUUGAGAAAAGGACGCUCCACUGUAUGCCUUUUGUAAAUAUCUUGCCUGGAAAUGUUGAGUGGAGUCAUGUUAUGCAAGUGAAAUAUAAGCUUCAAGCUGUGGUAAAUAAUUGUGACAUCUUCUGCACUCUGAACUUCUUCUUGUUGUUUUGACAGCUCUUCUUAAUUUGCUGUGGUAUUUGCUACAAUGGCUCCCAACAGUGUGACAUAUGUGUUAUCGCUCUCUCUUUGCUUUUAAAGUGUGCGGACAGGAAAUACGAGCAGGGCGGUGUGUUUCAAUCACGGCUGUGAUCGCUGACAGGGCUGGUGCGUUGCACUUAGGUAUUGGAUUAUUUAUUUUCUUACAAUAUAUUAUUUUGGAAGAAAUGUGUAAGUGUGUUAUAAGACUGGACUGGAGAGCUAUUGAAUUGGAUGAUAAAAAUACAGUAUCUAAUAGUUGUUACUUUGUAAUUGCUAUUUUAUUUGAAUUAAUUUUUUGACGUGACUGUGAAGUCCUCCUUGGCCACAGGAGGGCAACCACGUGUUGUUGCUGUGUGACCAGUUCUCAGGGAUGUGCUCCAACAUGAAGCCAACCAAACCACUCUCACUGCUAAUGAGGAUGUUGAUGAUGAUGAUAGUUGAAAAGGUAAACCUCCUGCAUAUUAUUCUAACGUACCAUUGGGAGAGUUCGAUCGAUGGUUUAUUUCUUUAAAUCCAUCAUUAUUGACAGUAUGAGUGUAAUGUAACUUGUACUGAAUGGGUUGUUUUCCCUUUAAAAACCUUGAAUUAUAUUUGGAUUUAAAGAAAAUGUUUAUCAGUGAAGUGCACAGUCGUGUCUGCAGUAAAAAUGUAAAAUGACAAA